This is a messenger RNA of Nelumbo nucifera (sacred lotus), 768 nucleotides long. Its product is annotated as MOB kinase activator-like 1A. NCBI's taxonomy places the organism in Eukaryota, Viridiplantae, Streptophyta, Magnoliopsida, Proteales, Nelumbonaceae. The record is from RefSeq and is a predicted model, not a curated record.
CCCACCACCACCAUCAUCUCUACCCUCGAAAGCAAUUAAAAUCAGGGAAAUAUUCAUUUCUAAGUUUCUAACCAAUGAGUCUCUUUGGUCUCGGAAGCAGGAAUCAGAGAACAUUUCGUCCCAAAAAGAAUGCUCCAUCAGGAAGUAAGGGUGCACAGCUUCAAAAACACAUUGAUGCUACCUUGGGUAGUGGGAACUUGAGGGAAGCUGUACGGCUACCUCCUGGAGAGGAUCCUAAUGAAUGGAUGGCUGUAAACACUGUAGACUUCUUCAAUCAGGUCAACAUUUUAUAUGGCACUCUUACCGAGUUUUGCACGCCAUCCAGCUGUCCCACAAUGACUGCAGGACCAAAGUAUGAAUACAGAUGGGCUGAUGGGGUUCAAAUAAAGAAACCCAUUGAGGUAUCUGCACCAAAAUAUGUUGAGUAUUUGAUGGACUGGAUUGAAUCUCAGCUCGAUGAUGAAUCAAUAUUUCCUCAAAAAUUGGGGGCACCAUUUCCUUCAAAUUUCCGAGAUGUUGUUAAGACAAUCUUCAAAAGACUAUUUAGGGUAUAUGCUCACAUCUAUCACUCACAUUUUCAGAAGAUUGUCAGUCUGAAGGAAGAAGCUCAUUUGAAUACUUGCUUUAAGCAUUUUAUUUUAUUCACAUGGGAAUUUCGUUUGAUUGAAAAGGAAGAGCUUGCACCUCUUUAUGACCUGAUUGAAUCCAUCCUUUCAUGCUAAAGAUUCUUUUUGUUGGACAUGACGAUGGCUAAACUGGAUACUGUAA